CCUGGUUCACGACUCGACUGACCGAAUUCACCAGCACACCAACAACUCGUCAAAACAACAGUAAUUCAAAAUGACUCGCUCUUCGGUUCUCAACGACGCUCUCAACUCGAUCAACAAUGCCGAGAAGAUGGGCAAGCGUCAGGUCCUCAUCCGCCCUUCCAGCAAGGUCAUCGUCAAGUUCUUGACUGUCAUGCAGAAGCAUGGAUACAUUGGAGAGUUUGAGGAGGUCGACGACCACCGAUCAGGAAAGAUCGUUGUCCAGCUGAACGGAAGACUGAACAAGUGCGGUGUCAUCUCGCCCCGCUUCAACGUCCGCAUCGGCGAUGUCGAGAAGUGGGUCACCAACCUCCUUCCCUCGCGUCAGUUCGGAUUCAUCAUCCUGACCACCUCUGCUGGAAUUAUGGACCACGAGGAGGCCAGACGGAAGCACGUUGCCGGCAAGGUUUUGGGAUUUGUCUAUUAAACGGUCAUCAGGGUUGCAGGGUAUAAUAAAAAUGUUGUGUUUCGAUAUUUGAUGUAAAAGUAUGUCCAAGACAAUAAAAGUCCGUCUGAAUCUAUAGAA
Molecule: messenger RNA, 562 nt
Organism: Myxozyma melibiosi
Lineage: Eukaryota; Fungi; Ascomycota; Lipomycetes; Lipomycetales; Lipomycetaceae
Product: ribosomal protein S8
Exons: 3
Coding region: 71-463 (130 amino acids)
Biological process (GO): translation
Cellular component (GO): ribosome; cytosolic small ribosomal subunit
Molecular function (GO): structural constituent of ribosome
Source: RefSeq, a predicted model, not a curated record